This is a messenger RNA of Komagataella phaffii GS115, 1224 nucleotides long. RefSeq names its product Cytoplasmic tryptophanyl-tRNA synthetase, aminoacylates tryptophanyl-tRNA. The transcript has a single exon. NCBI's taxonomy places the organism in Eukaryota, Fungi, Ascomycota, Pichiomycetes, Pichiales, Pichiaceae. Gene Ontology annotation, cellular component: cytoplasm. Bases 1 to 1224 code for a protein of 407 amino acids. Gene Ontology annotation, biological process: tryptophanyl-tRNA aminoacylation. The record is from RefSeq and is a predicted model, not a curated record. Gene Ontology annotation, molecular function: ATP binding; tryptophan-tRNA ligase activity.
AUGAGUCAAAAGGAGCUGGAAACUGCCACAGAACAGUUGCACAUCAAGGAGGAAUCCCAAGUAGUCACUCCAUGGGAAGUCGAAGGAGCAAUAGUUGACGGAAAGGCCCAAUCUAUUGAUUAUGACAAACUUAUCAAGGAUUUUGGUACUAGACAUAUUACACAGGAAACUUUAGACCGAUUCACCAAACUCACAGGACACAAACCUCAUCAUUUUAUUACAAAGGGUGUCUUUUUUAGUGAGAGAGAUUUUGGUAAGAUUCUAGAUUUGUACGAGAAGAAACAGCCGUUUUUCCUGUACACUGGUAGAGGUCCGUCGAGUGAUAGUAUGCAUUUGGGGCACAUGGUCCCUUUUAUCUUCACCAAAUGGUUGCAAGAUGUAUUCGAUGUUCCGUUGGUCAUUCAGUUGACAGAUGAUGAAAAGUUUUUAUUCAAACCCAAGCUGACCAUUGAAGAUGUUAAGCAAUUUUCCAAGGACAAUGCUAAGGAUAUCAUCGCUGUUGGAUUUGACCCAAAGAAAACCUUCAUAUUCUCCAACUUGGAGUACAUUUCGGGCGGGUUUUACGAAAACGUUGUAAGAAUUUCCAGACAGAUUACCACUUCAACUGCAAAGUCUGUCUUUGGUUUUGGAGAUUCUGAUUGUGUGGGUAAGAUGCAUUUCGCUUCGAUUCAAAUCGCUCCUUCUUUCCCCUCAUCAUUCCCUGAUGUCUUGGACUUGCCUCCAACUGCACCGGCUUUGAUUCCUUGUGCUAUAGAUCAAGAUCCAUAUUUUAGAGUAUCGAGAGAUGUGGCCGAGAAGCUAAAAUUCUCCAAGCCUGCUCUUCUGCAUUCCAAAUUCUUCCCUGCCCUUCAAGGUGCCUCCUCUAAGAUGUCAGCAUCUGACACCAACACCGCCAUUUUCAUGACUGAUACUCCUGCUCAGAUCAAAAAGAAGAUUAAUAAGUACGCUUUUAGUGGGGGCCAGACCACUGUGGAAGAACAUCGAGAACUAGGCGGUGAUCCCGAUGUUGAUGUCUCCUACCAGUACAUGAAGGUAUUCAAAGAUGAUGAUGAAUUUCUCAGGCAAACGUAUGAUGCAUACAAGUCAGGGGAUCUUCUUACUGGUGAAAUGAAGCAAGCAUGUAUUCAGGUAUUGCAAGAGUUUGUAAAGAACUUUCAAGACCGCAGAGCGGCCAUCGACGAAGACACGUUGAAUGCAUUUAUGAAGCCUCAUCGUAUAUCUUAG